UGUGACGUGCACCCAACUCCUGUGUGACUGCCUGUCCAGGUCUCCGCUUGUUUGCAGCUGUUCACUCGGCUGCUAAUUGAAACAUUUAUUCAGGAUUUGAGUGAUACUAGUUGUUGUGCGUUUACCUCCUGUCGCAGAUAGCAACUGAUCUCUUUAUACCUGUCUCUGAACUGGGAAUAAGAACAAUCAAGAUUUAACCUGACACGUACAUCUGCUGCGGCGUGGAUUUACACAGCAAUAACUCCACCUUGUAGCAAGAUCUGAAUGCAAAAGCAGGACAUUAAAAUGUUUCAGCUAUGGUCUAUCUCACUUUAACUUUGUACUGGCUUCUGAAGAAGGUGGAACACUUCCAGAACUGGUUGUCAAAAUUUACUAGAUCAUCAUGGCCGAUACCAUAUUUGGAAAUGGAACAGAUAAAUGGGUGUGCCCGAACGACAGACAUCUAGCUCUAAGAGCCAAACUGCAGACAGGCUGGUCAGUACACACCUACCAAACAGACAGGCAGAGGAAAAAUCAAUGUCUAAACCAAAAUGAAAUCGAAUCAAUUGUACAAGUUAUCAGAAGAGCUGAGAAAGUGGAUACCCUGGAGCAGCAGAGAAUUGGACGUCUAGUUGAGAGAUUAGAAAACAUGAGGAAAAAUGUCAUGGGAAAUGGGAUGUCGCAGUGCCUGUUGUGUGGGGAGCAACUUGGAUUGCUAGGGACCACUUCUGUCUUUUGUCAAGACUGUAAAAAGAAAGUCUGCACUAAAUGUGGUAUUGAAACUGUUGGCACCCUGAAGCGACCCACGUGGCUCUGUAAAAUCUGCAGUGAGCAAAGAGAGGUUUGGAAGAGAUCAGGAGCUUGGUUUUACAAAGGUAUUCCAAAAUACACUUUGCCAUUAAAAGUUUCAAGUAAAUCAAAUGAACUACACCUGAGACAUGCACAAGCAGAACCUCAAAUUGAAGACUUGAGGAUUAGUUCAACAACCCGUACAUACACCUGGGCAAAAGGAAGAGGUCAGUGGCUUAUUGACAUGGCCUCUAGUGACAGCGAAAGUGAUUCUGAAUUAAGCUCAUCGAGUAUGGAUGACAAAGCUUCCACAUUAGACUACAAAGAUGACAAAUGGCAAAGAAAUAGGAUAGAUGCUGUGUCAAGUACUGAGCCUACUCUGAUUCCAAUCAGUAGCAAUAGGAACCAUUUUGGUGGAUUAUCUGGUAGUCUAACCAGUCUUGGCAGUGAUCGAGGAGGUACAGUAAGUGCAACUGAAAGCUGCCCUGGAGAACUUAUUGAAGGAUACGAUAGUGACAUCAGCAGACGUGGUAGAGAGGAGAAGAUGUCAAAGUUUCUGAAAAGAAGAAAUGCUGCUCGUCACAUAAUGGGAAAGCAUCGUGGAAAUGUAAAUGUUCGACGCUGACUACAAGAUGAAAAAGAAUAUUUCAACUCUAAUAAAAGUCUUGUUCCUUAAAGCAACUGCAACAUUCAAAAUGUUAUUGGACCUUCUAUCGUCAAACGCUGGAGAAUGGAUAUUGCGCCUAUGUGUUGUGGGCUUUUGGCUUACAGUUAUGGUGUGUUGCAUUAAACUAUACAACUAGAAAUCAGUGCUUGUUAGCUGGCUGUAUAAAUGUUAUCUAUUGUAGUAUAUGUUUUCGAAUAUCUAAUAGAUUGACUCUACUCCGUUGUUGUCUUUUCGGUUUUUGUUUUUUUGAUGAUGCAACCCAUGAGAUAUCUGCAGCAAAUGGAUUGCUAAGAUGCACAUAACUAUCUCAGAGGGUAAAUGACUGCUUAACAGUAUGUUUGUUUACAUAUUCGUGAAAUAUCGUCCUUAAUAAUGGUACACAUUUGAUGUUAAACAACUGCAAUUUAGAACUGGAUAACAGCGUUUUUGGAUUAUUUUAUUGCACAUAUUCAUAUUGAUUGAAAAGUCAUGUAGUUUUGUUUUGUGCAUAAGGAAUGAAGGAAUAAUGAAAAAUACAGUUCCUUUAUUGCAAAAACUUUUUUUAAAGAUAGCAGGACUUUUUUUAUUUUUUAUUCAAAUACAUCAUUAAUUCUUAAUUUUCUCCUUCUUGCCGCAUGCCAUGGAUAAUCAUUGUGUUAUCCAACUAAUAUCUAAUACAGGAUCCCAGAAGUAUUUGGGACCAGAAGUAUUUUGGAUAUCAGAUUUUUCCGUAUUUUGGAAUAAUUGCAUACCAUAAUGAGAUGUCUUUUGGAUGUGAGCCAAGUCUAAUCACAGAAUGCAUUUAUGUUUCAUAUACACCGUAUACCCACAGCCUGAAGGUCAUUUUAUCCAAUAUUUUUAAAAACUUUGUGCAUUAAACAAAGUUUGUGUACAUACACACCAUUAAUUUAUGUUUCAUAUACACCUUAUACACACAGCCUAAAGGUCAUUUAACAAGUGGCAUCACAGGGUGGGUUACGGGGGGUGCGGCCCGCACCCGGGUGUCAUCCGCCAAGGGGUGUCACCAAAGUGCCGGAUCCUGCUCAGUAAAAGGAGCCGGGUGCUGCAUUGUAACAUUUCCAGCAGCAACCUGGCUCCUAUCACCAUGAAGGAGCUGGCACUGCAGACACGCCAGUCUCUGGGGGCAGGCCACAGCUCCCGGACCCCCGGAGUGACGAAAAUGCGGGUCGGGGCGCUUAGCCACGCCCCCGUGAAUCUAUGCCCCUACCGCGGGUCGCCCCACGAAGCCACGCCCCCUGCCGCACCAGGUACAAAAGAGGUCAGUGACGCCUCUGCAUUUAACACAAUAUGAUUAAUAACUUUGUGUAUUAAACAAAGUUUGUGUACAUUGAGCUAUCAGAAAAUAAAGGUUUCGCUAUCUCAGUCUUACUCAAAAAAAAUCCAUAUUUCAGAAUAUUCGUAUUUCGGAAUAUUUGGAUAUGGGAUACUCAACCUGUAGUAAGAUCUCUCUUUUUUGUGGCUUACAAUAGUCAGUGCUGUCUAAUGCCUUAUUUCAUAAGAGUCAAAUAUGCUAGAAUUCUUCUUUUGUAAAAUCUAGCAUAUUCAUUUGUAUUUGUGACCAGAUAGGUGCUUCUUUAUACAUUACUGUGUAAUCGCAUUGUUUUGAAGUAUUUUAUUAUGAAACUUACAUUUAUCCUGUAUUCCACCAAAGAAAUGUAAGCAACGUGUUAUGUUUACAUCAGCAUAAAAUAUUGGUGUUCUACUGUAUUGACUGUAAUCCUAUUUCAUUUUUUUAGGUAAAUACUGUAUAAAUAAAGCAAACAUGCAUAAAGAAAUUCAAAUCCUUAA
Messenger RNA from Pseudophryne corroboree (corroboree frog), 3223 nucleotides. It is a transcript of the gene RPH3AL, whose product is annotated as rabphilin 3A like (without C2 domains). Lineage: Eukaryota; Metazoa; Chordata; Amphibia; Anura; Myobatrachidae. The transcript has 11 exons. Gene Ontology annotation, biological process: intracellular protein transport. Gene Ontology annotation, molecular function: small GTPase binding. The record is from RefSeq and is a predicted model, not a curated record. The coding region runs from base 383 to 1393 and encodes 336 amino acids.